Messenger RNA from Xiphias gladius (swordfish), 1958 nucleotides. RefSeq names its product zinc finger protein 629-like. Gene Ontology annotation, molecular function: DNA-binding transcription factor activity; RNA polymerase II cis-regulatory region sequence-specific DNA binding. The transcript has 2 exons. The record is from RefSeq and is a predicted model, not a curated record. Lineage: Eukaryota; Metazoa; Chordata; Actinopteri; Istiophoriformes; Xiphiidae. Gene Ontology annotation, biological process: regulation of transcription by RNA polymerase II. Bases 145 to 1317 code for a protein of 390 amino acids.
UCGACGGGCCUUUUAUUCUGAAACGUGACCCGGAAGGUAUCAGUCGUAUCUGGGCCAAUUUUGAAUCGAGACAAAACGUCCCCACGGUCAGUCUCCCGAAGACAGCGACGGCGUUUGUUUGUCUUUUCCGACUCUGUGAGGAAGAUGUCCAGACUCCAGGGUCUGAGGGUUUUCGUCAGCCAGCGGCUCACCGCGGCCGUGGAGGAGAUAUUCGGACAUUUAGAGAAAACCAUCACCGAGUGCGAGGAGGAGAUGGACCGACGCCACCGUAAACUGCUGGACGUGGCUUUGACACCUGAAAUGAGGCAGCGAGUGUGUCCUGGAGACGUCCAGCAGCUGUUGGUGAGUAAAGAAGAGAUUCCCCCUGAGCGGCAGGAGUGGAGCCCCAGCCUGGACCAGGAGGACCCACCAGAGCCCCCACACAUUAAAGAGGAACAGGAGGAGCUCUGGACCAGUCAGGAGGGUGAGCAGCUUCAAGGGCUGGAGGAGGCCGAUAUCACCAAGUUCACAUUCAGUCCUGUCCCUGUGAAGAGUGAAGACGAUGAUGAAGAGAAACCUCAGACCUCACAGCUUCAUCAAAACCAAAGUGAACCUCUAGCCAGCAUCUCAACUGGACAUAUGAUCCAGAAAGAUCCAGACAGACAAUUAGAACUAGUUAGUGAUGACAAGGCUUCAAACUCCUCUGAACCCGAGACUGAAAUCAGUGAUGAUGAUUGUAAGGAGUCCGGAGAACCUCAGCCAGGUUUAAUCUCUUUGAAAAAUAAUGUUCCUGCGAGUGAUGUCAAAUGUAACGCUGCCAAAAAAUCAUUCAUCUGCUGUGAAUGUGGUAGAAAAUUUGGUCGCAAGGACAGUCUGCGGAGACACAUGAGGUAUCACACAGGAGAGAAACCAUAUAGUUGUUCGGUUUGUGGUAAAACGUUUUCCCAGAGGCCAAACUUAAUUCGUCACAUGAGAUGUCACUCAGGGGAAAAGCCUUUCAGUUGCUCGUUUUGUGACACAAGUUUUGCUGUGCGUAGCGCUUUGGUAAACCACAUGAGAAUCCACACUGGGGAGAAACCAUUUAGUUGCUUACAUUGUGAGAAAAGCUUUACACAAAAGGGGGGUCUGAAAAAACACAUGACCGUCCACACAGGAGAGAAACCAUAUAGUUGCCCGGUGUGUGAUAAAAGUUUUUCUCAAAAGGCAAAUCUGACAUAUCACUUCUCAGUACACACAGGACAGAAACAGUUUAGUUGCAGCAUUUGUGACAAAAGAUUCACUUGGCAGUCACAGGUCAAAAGCCAUAAGUGUGUCGGUGAGAGCAGCAUCAGUAACUGAAGCUGCUGAGCUGCUGGUUCAGCUGUAAAUAAACACUGAAGCAACUGGGGAACUUUCUGCUCUGAAUUUCUUACUUCCCACCACAGACAGUUCAGUCAGUUGAGGCAGGAACAACAUGGACGUUCUUAGAAUAUUAAAAUAAAACAAGAGGUCAUAGUAGAAGUAUUUAGAAUAUGAUGAUUUCUGUCCAGAGCUGAUUAAUGAAGUGUUGUAUUGAAAGUGCUGACAGUACUAUGGGACAUUUAUAGUACUACGGGGUGGGGGUGGGGGGUGUUACUGUCUCUGGACACAAUGGAUACAUCCCAGCUCCUUUAAUUGCAUCAUUUCCCUCACAUAUUUUCCUUAUAUAGUAGUUUCUUGCACUGAACACAGGAGGAGAGGCUAAAUAAUUUAUGAUUUAAUAAUAUUUAUGAAUAAUAAUUUUCUGUACUGCUUUGCUACUAUAGGUUUCCGAUCGUCAUGCCAAUAAAGCUUAUUUGAUUUGAAUUUGAAAACGAGGAAACAUUUUUAGAGAAAUGAAGCGUCCUUUCCUCUAAACCGCAACAUGUGUUUCUGAUGAGGACCACACAGCUGGAUCACAGCUGAAUCACAGCUGUCGAUCAGCUUUAACUGCUGUGGGACAGAGUUUGUAAUUGUUUAUA